UCUCUCCUUUCCCCCCACCCUUCCUUACACCGUGCUGCUAUUUUACAGCACGCAAAAUCCUUUUGGAUUUUUGGGCUGACUCAGAGCUACAGACCUUUGCUAUUGAAAGAAGGAGAAAAGGGGAGGGGAAGAGAGCUGUACAGAUUGUUUGUCAGAAACACAAACAGUUGCUUACAGAGAAGAUGAAAAGCAUCGGCUUCCUUUUCUUCUGUAUGCUGAUGAACAUAAGAACAGAUGCCCGAUCAAUCCUGGAAGGAGAUGAUCGAGAACCUGUGGCCAUGCCAUACUGGCCCUUCUCCUCCAGUGACUUCUGGUCCUACGUGGAGUACUUCAGGACACUGGGAGCCUACAACAGGAUUGCUGAGCUGGCCAGGGCCUUGUUUGCACAGCUGCCCGCGGGCAGCCAUCUCGGCCUCCACCUGCCUGCACAGGAGGACUGAGCAGUGCCCACCACCAUGCUGGGACAUCACACCAACACAUGGCUGCUGGUGAGCAGCCCUUCCAGUUGCUUGCAGCCAUGUGAAUGGGCCUGUGUAGUGUUAUAUGCAUUAGAAACCCGCAGGUGAAUUAGCCUCUGCUUUUUGCAAGCCGUGCUUUGUGCCAAAUCAAUAAACUCCUUGAUCAUAUGGUGA
Molecule: messenger RNA, 632 nt
Organism: Coturnix japonica (Japanese quail)
Lineage: Eukaryota; Metazoa; Chordata; Aves; Galliformes; Phasianidae
Gene: OTOS
Product: otospiralin
Biological process (GO): sensory perception of sound
Source: RefSeq, a predicted model, not a curated record